UCUAAUCUUGUAGAUUAGAUUUUGUUUCUUUCUUUCUCCAGUCGUAUGAUUGUAAUAUCUCGAAUAAGCUCAUGCAAUUCAAGAAGAUUACACUUGCUUGCUCCAUCAAACAAAUUCCUAGUAAACUGCUAUAUGACUCAUGCAUGAUCCUUUUAUUUUGUGGACCAAGUAUUUAAGCAUUUUUGCUUCUUAACAGUCAUGUUACCUUAGGUUAAGAAUUUAAGAUGGCUUGUGAUUAUUAUGUAAGUAAAUGCUAUUAGUUCAAAGAGUUGAUGUUGCUGUUUUUAUUUUCUUUUGCCCAUACGGUUUGACCUGUAAGAGUUACUCUAAAUCUUUCCUUGGGAGUACUCUUGUGGACUGAUAUUGUUAGGGUCGGCAUAGAUGUUGGUGCUGAUUGCAAGCAAUUUUAGAUAUAUCCACGGCCAGAAUCUCUCUAAGGUUCUGAUGUUCUUUUCUUCUACCUUUAAAUUUCGCCAUCUGAUUCCGAUUGAGAGUUUAUGAUGCGAUUCAUUAGAGUCAAAUCCUCUAAUAUACCCGGACCCAAUCUUUGAUCAUUCAAGUUCCAGCUUAUAAUUAAAAGAAAUGUCGAUAGCAAAUCUGAUCAGUCAAUCGCUUCCAUUCCCAUCAUCAUCGAAUGCUAGUUUUCACUCACCACCCAGGUCUGUUAGUUUUAGACCUACUGGAAGGAUUUCAAACACCAUCAGAGCAAUCACAAUAGGAGGCGGACAAACAAAAGACAACAACGAUUACUUCCACAAAUCAAACAAACCUAAACAUCCAAAACAGUUUGAGUUGCCAAAGACCGAUGUAAAAGCUUGGGCAGAGGAAAAGGUAAUCGAAGCUGGUGGUGGACAAGUUGUGAAAGUGAAAAUGAACAAAGGAAAAUGCAUUCAUCAAGGUUUGAUUACUGAAUCACUUCCUAAUGGGUGGACAACAGGUCGCACAAGGCAGGGAAAAAGGAUCAAAAAAAUAAUAAUAGACGCCGCUCAUAAUCAUGCUAUUCUAGUCCUGUAUCUGUCCAAUGGAGGGAGGCUUCAGGGUUUGGCAAGUUUUAGUGAGUUUUGGAACAUUUUGGUAGAUUCGCUUGAAAGUGGUGAUCAAUCUAUUCCAGAUGAUGGUUCAAAGGGAACAAAUCGUGGAAAAUUAGACUGGAGGACCGUCAGAGCAGGUUUUGUUGCUAGAAAGGAGGUACUCGUUGUGGAUUCUGGAUCUACUCCCCAAGAAGGGGGCUCAAGUAUAUCCUCCAUGCCGCUUGGUUCAAAAUGGUCCCACCCACUUUCUGCACUGGAAAAUGGUUGUGUCUUGGUUGCAACUGAGAAGCUUGAUGGUGUUCAAACCUUUGAAAGAACUGUAGUGUUUCUCCUUAGAUCGGGAAACACAGAUCCGCGCCAGGGACCCUUCGGAUUGGUCAUCAACCGCCCACUUCAGAAAAGAAUUAAAGACAUGAAUCCCACUAAUCAAAAAUUAGCUACCACAUUUGCAGAUUGUUUUUUGCACUUUGGUGGUCCACUUGAGGCUAGCAUGUUUUUGUUAAGUACAGGUGAAAGUUCGCAAAGCCUUGGGUUGGAAAUGGUCAUUCCUGGCCUUUGUUAUGGUGCUAGAAACAGGUUAGAUGAAGCUGCAGGCUUAGUAAAGAAAGGGAUUCUUAAACCUCAGGAUUUUAGAUUCUUUGUUGGAUAUGCUGGUUGGCAAAUGAAUCAGCUAAGAGAGGAGAUUGAAUCAGGUUUCUGGGUUUUAGCUGCCACUAGCCCUAAUCUGAUAUGGGAGAGUUUGUCAUGUUCUUCAUCAGAAGGUUUAUGGGAAGAAGUUUUGCAGCUGAUGGGAGGCCAAUACGCAGAAAUUAGUAGAAAACCGAAGCGAAAUGGUUAACAAUAUGGUUGUUUGCAUAUAGAAAGAAACUAUUUCGCCUUCAGUGCUUGUACAUACAUAUAUAUAUAUAUUGUACAUAAUCUAAGAACCAAACACACUUUACUAUUUAUCGUCAUAAUUUGUUAUAGCUAUGAUGAAUUUCGACCAAAAUAUGGUGAUUGAGACUUUUUAGAGUGCAUUGAUUUGUAAGUUUUCUAAUAUUGUUUCGGGAUUCAGAGUGGUUUCGGGUUAACUGGAACCUUUUGUUCGA
Molecule: messenger RNA, 2119 nt
Organism: Papaver somniferum (opium poppy)
Lineage: Eukaryota; Viridiplantae; Streptophyta; Magnoliopsida; Ranunculales; Papaveraceae
Product: UPF0301 protein Plut_0637-like
Exons: 4
Coding region: 583-1869 (428 amino acids)
Source: RefSeq, a predicted model, not a curated record